Molecule: messenger RNA, 2183 nt
Organism: Nanorana parkeri
Lineage: Eukaryota; Metazoa; Chordata; Amphibia; Anura; Dicroglossidae
Gene: SPIRE2
Product: spire type actin nucleation factor 2
Exons: 15
Coding region: 24-2156 (710 amino acids)
Biological process (GO): Golgi vesicle transport; establishment of meiotic spindle localization; polar body extrusion after meiotic divisions
Cellular component (GO): cytoplasmic vesicle membrane; cell cortex
Molecular function (GO): actin binding
Source: RefSeq, a predicted model, not a curated record
CCCGGUGAUGGAGCCUCGCCCGGAUGGCCAAGGCUAGCAACAGCGGCGGCAGCGUCGUGGGGAUUGCGGGGGGAUGCGGGGAGCUGUCCCUGGAGGAGGUGCUGAAAUCCUACGAGCAGCCCAUCAAUGAGGAGCAGGCGUGGGCCGUGUGCUACCAGUGUGCCCGGGGACUGGCACAGAGCUCCCCGGGACCCAGGGCCAGGAUACGGGACCCGUCAUCUCUGCUACUCCACCGGGAUGGCAUGGUCACAGUGGUGUCGGAUCCGCAGGGCGCACCGGGGACCACGGAGAGCGCCCCCAUUUCAUCACUCACAGAGACUCAGAUGGUGCAGUGCUUGGGCUUUGCCAUAUACCGGGCGCUGGACUGGGGGCUGGAUGAGAGCGAAGAACGAGAGCUUAGCCCGCAGCUAGAACUGCUCAUUGACCUCAUGGCUGCCAGCGAUUCAGAAAGCACCAUGGCAGAUGAGGGCUAUGAAGGCACAGAGGAUGAGGAUGAAGAAGGUCCUCCUCGAGUGGUGCGCAGCUAUACGGCAGCCCUUCGCUUCUGCGCUUCCCACCUUCCAGAACCUAAGGAGGCCCCUGUCCACUACCAGGCGGUUUGCAGGGCUCUGUUUGCAGAGACGUUGGAGCUUCAAGCGUUCCUUCAUAAAAUCCGGGAGGCCAAAGAGGUGCUGGUGAAGAUGCAGGUGGAGGAAAUUGAGCCAGAUGGACUUGUGAACUUGCAGAAUACGGACUGGGCUCGUUUGUGGGUGCAGCUGAUGAGAGAUCUGCGACAUGGGGUGCAGCUGAAGAAGGUGCGGGACAAGACGUUUAAUUCUUUGCCCACCGAAUACCAACUUACUCCAUUCGAGAUGCUAAUGCAAGACAUCAGGGCACGAAACUACAAGCUGCGCAAGGUUAUGGUUGGGGGAGACAUGCCUCCAAAGGUCAAGAAAGAUGCACACGAGGUGAUCCUGGACUUCAUAAGGUCUCGUCCUCCUCUGAAGCCAGUAUCCAGUAGGAAACUGCCACCAUUGCCCAUCAAACAGAGGAGUCUCCAUGAAAAGAUUUUGGAAGAGAUUAAACAGGAGCCGAAACUGCGCCCAGUGGAGACUCAGCGAAGAGGACAAAAAGGCUUUGGGUCUCUCCCAUGUAUCAUGGAUGCUUGUUCCAGCGACAAGAAGUCAACAUCCUGCAUCAACCUCUCCAAUCCAGAUCCGUUAGCCCCCCGACCACGUCCUCGUAUCCUGCUAAAAGCCCCAACGCUGGCUGAGAUGGAAGAGAUGAAUCUGUCUGAGGAAGAUGAUUCCCCCAACUCUGAGCUGCGGAGGGUAAUAAGUGCCCCGUUGCCUCUGGCACGUGACCGCUCGUUCUCAGAGCAGGACCUGGCACAACUGCAGUGUGAGAUGGGACACAAGCCUCCUCGAGGAGCACAUCAGGGAGUGCUGGAAUCGGAGACACGAGCUCGAUCAGGCAGCAUGAACAUGCCACAUGGAGUAAAUCGAGGUUUCUUGAGUUACUCAACAUGCGGCAGUUGUGGUACUCCAUCACCCAGCCGUAGCACGCUCAGCUCUGUGCAAGAGAAGACCGAACCCGACUCAAGUGGGGACAACAGCUCCAAACACCGCUGGCUGGAAUUCAGCCACCCGGUGGACACCCUGGCUCUAACCGUGGAGGAGGUCAUAAAUGUGCGAAGGGUGCUGGUUAAGGCCGAGAUGGAAAAGUUUCUGCAGAGCAAAGAGCUGUACAACAACAUGAAGAAGGGAAAGGUUUGCUGCUGCUGCAGAUCAAAGUUCCCUCUCUUCUCUUGGCCUGCCAGCUGUAUGUUCUGUAAAAGGUCUGUUUGUGGCUCCUGCGGCAUGAAGAUGAAGCUUCCUGCCAAAAAGUUGGGGCACAUCCCAGUCUACAGUGUGGGGUUUGAAAGCCAACCAGGCAUAAUGGGCACAAGUGGACACUCACACAAAAAGAGGGACGCCUUUCAGUCCUGCGGUGGCCUGUCCUGGAAGAAUGUAGAGGGUCAGUUCCCCCAUAUCUAUGCUCAGGGUUCCACUCUGAAGGACGUGUGCUUGGACUGCUCCAGUUUCAUCCGUGACGUAGUGUGCUCCAGCCGUAAGAGCGUGGACAUUCUGAACAUGGGGAGCUCUCAUCCUCCAUAUCGGACAGUUAAGAAGCUGUGAUCUAUGCUGCAUUUUCCCUGCCAAAAA